AUGGGGUCAGCGGUUAUAUUAGGCGUCAUACUCCUAAUUCCAAUCCUUCUGAUUCCUCGCUUCAUAAGAUGGCCCAACUCAGUCCAAUCCCCAACCAAACUUCUCCGCCUGUGGCAUCAGCGCCCCAAACAGUCCAGCGAGAUCAUCUCGUUACACGUGUACCCCAUAAAAUCCUGCCGAGGCCUAGAAGUCGAAUCAACAGUUCUAAAACAGCACGGUCUUGACCUCGAUCGCCGCUGGAUGCUCAUCGACACAACCUCAAACACUUUCCUCACCAUCCGUCAAAUCCCCGACAUGACCUGCAUCCGCACCGCCCUAAGUGCCGACGGCGACGAGUUGGUUGUGAGUAUUCCAAAUUCCGAAAUCAAUGAAUCCAGCCACGAAAAAGAUCAUAAACAUCAAUUCCACACAAUCCGCAUCCCUUCCCAUCCGACCCCGCAAUGGCUAGCGGAAAAUACAAACCUUGGCCCCGUCCACAUCUGGGAUACGGAGACAGACGGGUACAGAUACAGCGAUAAAAUAAACGCCCCCUUCUCCGCCUUCCUACACCGCGACGUCGCCCUCGUCUAUAAGGGCCCGACCCCGCGUGUGCUGAAGGGUAACGGUGCCCCCCGCCGUCUGGGUCGCGUCCAGACAACCGGUUUUCCAGACGUGCACCCGGUAUUGAUUGCGUCGGAGUCUUCCCUCGCAGAGCUCAACGUUCGUCUGGGCAAGGUGGGUGUGGACCCGAUUACUGUCGAGCGGUUCCGUCCGAAUAUCGUUGUUCGCGGAGGCGCGCCAUGGAGUGAGGAUUCAUGGAAGUUGGUUCGCAUCACCGAUCGGAAGGCUGGCGGUAUCUCUGGUGACUUUGCUGGCGAUGACAAGGCUGUCAUUCAGUCUCCGCUUGAUCUGGAUGUUGUGGCGCGCUGUGCACGCUGCCAGGUCCCUAAUGUUGACCCAGACACGGCGCUCAAGAAUAAGAAGCAGCCGUGGGAUAUGCUUGUUUCGUACCGUAGGGUUGAUGAGGGGAUUAAGUACAAGCCUUGUUUCGGGAUGUUGAGUGCGCCACGUAAUGAGGGUGCCAUUGAGGUUGGGAUGAAGUUGGAGGUUUUAGAGGAGACGACUGAGCAUCGAUACAUUACUGGCUUUUAG
Molecule: messenger RNA, 1131 nt
Organism: Penicillium digitatum Pd1
Lineage: Eukaryota; Fungi; Ascomycota; Eurotiomycetes; Eurotiales; Aspergillaceae
Product: MOSC domain-containing protein
Molecular function (GO): pyridoxal phosphate binding; molybdenum ion binding; catalytic activity
Source: RefSeq, a predicted model, not a curated record